This is a messenger RNA of Xyrauchen texanus (razorback sucker), 2939 nucleotides long. Its product is annotated as keratin, type II cytoskeletal 8-like. Gene Ontology annotation, cellular component: keratin filament. Gene Ontology annotation, biological process: intermediate filament organization; keratinization. Gene Ontology annotation, molecular function: structural constituent of skin epidermis. The record is from RefSeq and is a predicted model, not a curated record. Lineage: Eukaryota; Metazoa; Chordata; Actinopteri; Cypriniformes; Catostomidae. Bases 86 to 1402 code for a protein of 438 amino acids. The transcript has 9 exons.
GCUCAGGUCUGCCCACCUGUUCUCAUCUGAAGCAUCUUCCAUUUCAGCCCUCCGCCGUUCACCUACUCACAUUCCUUCUCGAGCCAUGAGUCUAAGAAACAAGCGCAUCAGUUCCAGCAGCUCUGUGAGGAGCAGCGGGAAAACGGGAGGUUAUGGCUACAGCAGUCUCAGCGGGAUAUCUCUGGGAGCAUCUGCCCCGAGCUUCAGCACCAGCUCAGCCUACCUUGGGACUCCCAUCGCCAGCGUCUCGGUCAACAGGAGCCUGUUGGCGCCCCUCAACCUGGAGGUCGACCCCAACAUCCAGAUGGUGCGCACACAUGAGAAGGACCAGAUCAAAUCACUGAACAACCGCUUCGCCUCCUUCAUCGAUAAGGUGCGCUUCCUGGAGCAGCAGAACAAGAUGCUAGAGACAAAAUGGGAUGUUCUGCAGAGUCAGACCCCGGGUCGGACCAACGUCGAGCCCAUGUUUGAUGCUUACAUGGCCAACCUGCGCAGACAGUUGGACGUGGUCAACAAUGACAGGACCAAGUUGGACGGAGAACUGCGGAACAUGAAGGGUCUGGUGGAGGACUUCAAACACAAAUAUGAAGACGAGAUCAACAAAAGGAACAACCUGGAGAACGACUUUGUGAUUCUGAAAAAGGAUGUGGACUCGGCGUAUCUGGUGAAAGCUGACUUGGAGGACAAAGUUGGUGCUCUGACGGAUGAGAUCAACUUCCUGAGGACCAUCUACGAAGAGGAGCUGCGUGAGCUGCACGCCAGCCUUACAGACACAUCCGUCGUCGUGCAGAUGGACAACUCGCGAAGCCUUAACAUGGAUCACAUCGUGGCUGAAGUCAAGGCUCAAUACGAGGAGAUCGCAGCCAAGAGCCGUGAAGAUGCUGAAUCCUGGUACAAGUCCAAGUUUGAUGAGAUGUCCUCUCAGGCCAUUCAGUACAACGAUCAACUGCGAAACGCUAAAGGGGAGAUCGCAGAUAUCAACCGUAUGAUCAGUCGCUUGCAAAGCGAGAUCGAGGUCAUUAAAUCUCAGCGUGCCAACUUGGAGAACCAGAUCUCGGAGGCUGAGGACCAUGGCGAGAUGAUGGUGAAGGAGGCCAAAGGUCGGAUCAAAGACCUAGAGGAGGCGCUGCAGAGAGCCAAGCAGGACAUGGCCCGCCAGCUCCGCGAGUACCAGGAGCUCAUGAAUGUCAAGUUGGCGCUGGAUAUUGAGAUCGCCACCUACAGGAAGCUAUUGGAGGGCGAGGAGGACAGAAUUGGGCAUCAGUCCAUUGUGAACAUCCAGUCCGUCCCCAACUACAGUUCCAAAUCAUCAAAUGGUUACCAGCAGAGCAGCUCUCCUUCCCCGAAAAUCCUGAUCAAGACUACUGAAACCAGAAACAACACCAGAUUCAGUACUCAUUAAGAGUCUGAAUUACAAUCAAAAUAAUAGAUAACACCAUAUAUACUAUAGCCGUGGCAGUUAGCCUUAAGUCAAAAGACCCUAUUUACUUUCCAGGUCUUAUUGUGCACACUAUUUUGUAAUUUUUUUGUCAAGACAAAAUAACUGGCUCAAAAAAUAGCCGUUUGCUUUGGUAGGCCAAAAAAAGGAAUAUUCCAGGUUUAAUAGAAGUUAAGCUCAAUCGACAGCUUUUGAGGCAUUAAUUCAUUUAUAAAUCCCUCAUUUUCUUAAAAAUCGAGAUUACAGUGAGGCACUUACAUUGGAAGACAUUGGGGCCGAUUCGUAAACGUUAAAAUAAGUUACACAAGACGAUUUUAGUAUAAAAAAAUCGUUUACUAAGCGCAUCUGUGUAAACUUAUAUCCAAUUUUGUAGCGCCGUAAACCCUAAAACAACUGUAAAAAAACCCUCUGAUUUAAACAACUUUACAGCUCAAAUAAAACACGAGUUUUAACAGAAGAAAAAUUAUAAAAACGUAAUAUUUCUGACUUUAAACCUCCAAAAAUGUUCCCCAUUCACUUCCAUUGUCAGGGUUGGGGAGUAACGGACUACAUGUAACGGGAUUACAUAUUUAAAAUAUAAAAUAUAAGUAACUGUAUUCCACUACAGUUACAGUUUAAAUCAUUGGAAUUUAGAAUAAAGUUACAUUCAAAAAGUAAUUUGAUUACUGAAGAGAUUACUUUGCAUUUGAUUGGCAUUUGUUUCAUUUAAUAUUUAAACAUUUAUACAUAUAAAUGAUCCAAAGUGCAUUUGAACAGCUGUGAAACACUUUCUGAUGAUGUGUGACAUUCAUACGAGCAGACAGAGAAGUACGUUUGGAGCAGAAGAAAUAGAAAUAAACCUUGUGUAAACUGUUAGCUUUACGCUAAGCUAAAAUGCUAUUUCAAGCCAUUUUACAUGCACAUGUGACCAGACACGAUCAUAUUUAUUAUCAAGAAAAUUCAUGUUAGAUCAUAAUAAAUUUUUUUCUAGUAAGAUCUUUGAUAUUAGGGCAAAAAUCAUAUUCUUAAUAAUAAUUUUUGUAUUGUUUUCCUGUAAAAAUAUCUAAAAAUCCUUAAAACAAGAUGAAUUAGAUAUAUCUUGUUUUAGAAACAACACUGCAGAAGAUAUUUGGGUUUUUCAGAGAAUGUAUUUUUAACAUGUAUUUUGAGUUUUUAUAGACAAAACAAGUGAAAAAAUCUACAAGUGCUGAAGAAGUAAUCCAAAGUAUUUAGAUUACAUUACUGACCUUGAGUAAUGUAACGGAAUACAUUAUAAAUUACAUUUUUCAGCAUGUAUCCUGUAAUCUGUAGUGGAAUACAUUUCAAAAGUAACCCUCCCUUUUAAUCGUCUCACUGGAACCUCAAAUUGAGCUUUAUGCCGCAAACUGAAUUGAUCUGAACUCGUCUUGGAAUAUUCCUCUAAGGCAUCUUUUGUAUGUAAUGCCGCCUUCUGAAUAUCUUGCAAGUAGUUCAUGCAGUAAUUGAGUUCCCGGUCAUGAUGAUGAAGCAUUACCUGUGGGAU